CCCCAAUCGCCGAUUCGCACGGAUUCGCGCGGGAGCUCGAAUUAGUUUGGCCAUGGUUUCAAGGAGCCAGCCUGAGGGCAUAGAUAUGUCUGACAUGACCAUGGCGGCUGAUCCCGCUCCCGACCCUGAACGAGGUCAGCCAAAGAAGCUGCAGGGGCCAAUGCCGCGCCACGUCUGGGAGCAGCGCGCGCCGCCACGGUGGCGGCUCUGCGGCAUGCACAUGGAGGAGGAGGCCGAGCUCGUGCACCGCGCCGCGCGGAGGAUGGAGGGUUUGCGGCUCUGCCUGCAGUUCCAGCUGGUGAUGGGCCUCACAUUGCUGCUGGCAGGCAUGCUGCUGUCGGCAUACCUUCACGAGCCCUUGCUGCGGGUCCCUGUCCGGUGCUGGGAAGACACCUUCGGGCCUGUCAGCAGGAUCUGGCACUUUGAGCCGCCCACCUUGGAUAGGCCCAGAUUCGAGGAGCCGCAGAACUUCUGGCGCCCCGUGACUUUUGGAGCCGCCAGCUUCCCCGGCCAGGCGCAGGAUCUGGCCUUUUCUGCUUGGAACUGGACGGUGACCGGGCUCUACAAAGGCCCCUGGUAUCUGCGCUUGGUGUCUCUGGGGAUCCUGGCUCUGGGCUCGCUGCCCUUCUGCUUCGUCUACGGCGGGCCCUGGGAGGUGAAGUGGUGCUGCGAGAAGUACUUGAUGUAUAUGCCGGAGCAGAUGCUGAUUCUCCACCAGCUGAAGGUGGCGCACGAGGUCUUCGGGCGAAAACUGAGCGCCGAGGCGGAGGCGGAGUUGGAAGCCUUCAUGGAGUGGAAGAAUGCGAACCUCUGAAUCUCUGAAAAUCGGGGGGCUGGGGGUUCUCCAAAAGCCGGGGACCCCGAAGACCCCUUGUUGGAUGGCUUUUGAACCAAACAUUUCAAGCGAACCUCUGAAUCUCUACCUGGACUCUCCUUCUGACCCUUA
This is a messenger RNA of Effrenium voratum, 946 nucleotides long. The record is from the annotation of a GenBank genome assembly. Lineage: Eukaryota; Dinophyceae; Suessiales; Symbiodiniaceae.